Molecule: messenger RNA, 498 nt
Organism: Helianthus annuus (common sunflower)
Lineage: Eukaryota; Viridiplantae; Streptophyta; Magnoliopsida; Asterales; Asteraceae
Exons: 1
Coding region: 1-498 (165 amino acids)
Source: RefSeq, a predicted model, not a curated record
AUGCCGAAAUACUCCAACUUCAUAAGGAACUUUCUCACCCACAAAAGAAAUAUUGAAUCCAUCCAACAAGUUAACUUAAGUGAAGAAUGCUCGGCGACACUCCUCAACAAACUCCCACAAAUGAAGAUUGAUCACGGAAGCUUCACCAUUCCUUGCUCAAUUGGAGGAACACCAGUAAGUAACGCGCUUGCCGACCUAGGGGCUAGCAUUAACUUAAUGCUCGCCUCUAUGUUCAACCCAUUCGGAUUAGGAAAACCGCAUCCCACAAAGAUAAGCAUCCAACUUGCGGAAAGUUCGGUAAAAUACCCUCAAGGUGUUAUAGAAAACUUCUUGGUCAAUGUCGGGGAGUUUGUUUUCGCCGACUUUGUAAUCCUAGAAAUGGAGGAAGACACCAAAAUCACGCUCAUACUAGGAAGACCAUUCCUUGCCACCGCACGGGCCAUAGUAGAUAUGAGUGACGAAAGGUUGACACUGAGGGUAGGAGACAAGGAGAUGUGA